Messenger RNA from Ilex paraguariensis (yerba mate), 338 nucleotides. The record is from the annotation of a GenBank genome assembly. NCBI's taxonomy places the organism in Eukaryota, Viridiplantae, Streptophyta, Magnoliopsida, Aquifoliales, Aquifoliaceae.
AAGAAGAUAACCCGAAACUGAACUUGGAAGAAGACCUUGAUCGGACCACCGAGCAUUUUGAGGGUUUGACUGGAAUUGAGGAUCUUGAUCUUAAUCAUGAGCCUGAGCAUGCCAACCUUGGGAGUGCUUGGCCUGAUUUUGAUGUUCUCCUCAACGUGAACAAAUCUGACGGGACCUCCUCUCGUUUGAUAGUGGCCUUACUUAUAACCACGCCUCUGGCCCUAGCCCCAUCAUGCAGGAACAAGCUUUUGCCACCUCUUCCCUUGAUUCCUCCGAUUGAAUUGAACGUUCCUCGGGGUAUCAAUAGGGAUUGGGAGACUAGGCUUGAGAAUGAGUGA